GCCCCUCGCAGCAGACAGACGUGCCGUCCCCGGAGUGCCGUCCCACGUCAGUGACUGACUUACGGAGAGUAUCCACCAGCUACCAGGUUGUCGAUGACUCGUCGUCAGUGAGAGCCUCAACAUGUCUGGCUGUCCCAUGGCCGCCCUGGCCGCUCGGAAGGCGGCGCCCUCUAGUAACUCUGGCGCCCCCGUCCCGGCGCCACCCCGGCAGAACUCCUUCCAGCUAGCAGAGGACGAGGACACUUCUACCCUAAAGCUAAAACACCUCAGCGAGGCCAUCGCCAUGCUGACCAACCCCAGGAAUUCUGUUCUGCAGAGGGCCGUACAAUCCCUUCUAUCAAAACCGAAACACAAUCAUUUUUCUCGAUACUUGAGUCACUUACCACAGGACGUCUCUUGUUCACAGUACCGCUAUCUGGAGGACAUUGCAGACGCCCUCGCCUACUCCCCUGAUGACUGCCACGAGUUUUUGUCACUACUUGGGGAAGAGCUGAUAUUUAACUCAGAGGACAGACCGAUGAUGGACAAGGCAUUCCGUAGUCUAGGAGUCACAUUUCUGGAGUUUCUCACAACUCUGGACGGCGUCCUGGACGUCCUGCAGGGGCAGACGGAGGACAAACAGGCCGCUUCUUUCAUCUGCACGCCGGGUGCCAUCACUGGCGCUCUAGACCUGGUGUUGACCACUGAGAGACCUCCCGUCGCUCACCUCAUGGUCGGGUGUCUAAGAGCCAUCGCCGCCAAGUUGUACUCCACUCAGAUCAUUGUAUCCCUCAUACCUGACGAGCUCGACCACAAGGUCUACAGGUACGAGAUCACCGCAGUGGCAGACCUCGAGGACGACGACUCAGACGUGGUGACUCAGCCCAAGAUAGAAGCCGCAUUGUCAGACAAGGCCGCGGACCUGAGGAUUGGAGUAGCCAGCUUCUGUAAGGCCUUCCCUUGGCACUUCAUCAUCGACCGUCGCCUCCAGUUUGUGCAGCUUGGCUCGGGCUUCAUGAGGAUCUUCGGACGCCUCUUGGCUGAGAAAGGCUUGUCCGUGGAGACAUAUUUCGAGUUCAAGAGGCCCUGGGGAGUAGAGGUGUCCUUCAGAGGAAUUCUUCAGCGAGCCAACUCACCGUUCCUGCUGAUGAUCACGAAGGUGGACCCUCGUUCAUCAUCGUUAGCUCAUGGUCUGGAGCUGAAGGGCCAAAUGGUCUACUGUCCUGAGUCCGACUCCAUUCUGUUCGUUGGCUCACCGUCCCUCAACGGUCUGGACAGUCUGAACGGUCGGGGACUGUUCAUCUCAGACAUCCCUCUGCAUGACGCUACAAGAGACGUGGUGCUUGUUGGAGAACAGGCGCGCGCACAGGACGGUUUGAAGAGACGAAUGGAUAAACUGAAGAACUCAAUCGAAGAGGCUAGUCUCGCCGUAGACAAAGAGAGAGAGAAGAAUGUCAGUCUGUUACAUCUCAUCUUUCCUCCAGACAUCGCCAAACGUCUUUGGCUAGGUGAGACUAUAGAGGCCAAACACCACGAGAAUGUGACGAUGCUGUUCAGUGACAUUGUAGGCUUCACCUCCAUAUGUUCCACGGCAACACCGUUCAUGGUCAUAUCUAUGCUGGAGAAUCUAUACAAUCAGUUCGAUCUUUUCUGUGGCCAGCUUGAUGUUUAUAAGGUUGAGACCAUAGGAGACGCGUAUUGUGUAGCGGCGGGUCUACACAAGGAGUCUAAGACACACGCUCAACAGACUUCCUGGAUGGCCAUCAUGAUGAUCAAUACUUGUCCUAAGCAUCUAACACACCAAGGCGUUCCUAUCAAGAUGCGGAUUGGUCUGCACUCCGGUACAGUUUUGGCGGGAAUUGUCGGUGUCAAGAUGCCGCGUUAUUGUUUGUUUGGCCACAACGUCACCAUAGCCAACAAGAUGGAGUCGCACAGCGAGGAAAUGAGAAUCAACAUCAGUCCUACUACAUAUGAAUGUCUUAAAGACUUGCCAGGAUUUCACUUCGAGGCAAGGCCUAAAUCAUGUCUACCCGCUGAGUUUCCGCAAGACAACGAGGGAACUUGCUACUUCCUCAAUCGCUACACUCACCCCUCCCUACCAGAGACCGCCCCUGUAGGGGAACAUGUGACUGCUGGCAUGGCCGAGGUCUUAUCACAGUAGACUCUUACUAUUGUGAUAGAAUAAAAUAGAGAAUCUGUCAAAAUACCUUGCAUUCUACAAAUAUCACCAAUACACUAGUGGCUUGGGGAGCGAGCUGGGCUUGAUGCAGACCGUGGGACUUGAAUCCCCGAACUCACUGGUUCAAAUCCUGCCAAAUCACCAACGGAUUUGAUCCAAGUGAUAAUGCCGCAACCCCUAGAUCUAGCCUGAAGUAAUGUGAAAAACAAUCCCGGGCUGGUGUCUAUCUUCCUAGAACAAAAAACUACACUAGUUGUUUGGUUGUUUAUCUAGUAAUACGACUCUACUUCACAAACAUUGUUUUCUGGUGCCAACUCUAAUAUUAUUCUGUACUGAGGACUUAACUUCAAUAUUUCUUAAGGCUACUGGGUUGCCUACUGUCGAAGAAUGUUGUUAAUAUUGUAAUGCAUUUUCUUAGAUUAUUGCUGUAAUAUACACAGUAACUUAAAAACUAGGACUUAAUCUUAAAAUUAUCAACUUAAAUAUAUAUCAACUUAUAAAUUUAUAACUUAUUUAUAAGCCCAAGAGGUAAAUCUUUUCGUCUUAUCCCCUUGACAAGGUUGACCCAAGUGAAAAUACUUAAAGUUCCUAUAGGUUGCAACAUUUUCACCAACUUUCGUUUGGUGUCCAGUUUAGGUCUUAGUUUAGCUGCAAGUCUCGUAUAACACCUAGUCUAAUACUCACACUAGUUUAGUUUGAAUAGAUUUUCAACGGUAGUUUAUUAAGUUUUAAACAAGUUUACUAAAAUAUUAAUAAUAGGGGUGGCAUAAGACCCAUGUGUAAUAUUUGUUAGAGUUAACACCGGACAUUUUAAAACUUAUCUUUUUGAUGAGUAAACCAUAAUAUUUUUAUCAAUUACUUAAAAUUGUACUUCACGUAUUUGAUUAAGGAAACCUCAGUGUUUAUGGCGGUUCAUAUUUUUCAUAGAGUGUGAGACAGCAUCUAAUAUCUAAUCUUGGAUAAGAUAACUAUUCAAUUUAAAAAAAAAAUUCAAGUUAAACAAAUUUAUAAAUGUAACAUAAUUUUGUAAGUAAUAUUAAUGAAUUAUUAAUAUUACACUACUGACAUAAAUACAGACUACGAAACACUAGGAUGUUGGCGAUAAUGAAUAUAAUUUGUACAAAGCCUGGAAGUGCUUGUCCAAUAUAUGACAUUACUAUGGCAAAAUAUUUUACAAAUAUUUCUUUGUAAUAAACCUACCUUUUUAAGAAAUAUAUUUAUGAGCAAUAACAAACAACAUUUCUACUUAUAUGGACCAAUUAUGUAAGUAUUAAUACAACACUAAGAUUACGUACCAGAACCUAUGAAGGUUCAUUGGACUGUAGGUAAUUAAAUCGUUCAUUACACGCAAGUAUAGAAGUUCUAUUGUUGUAUAAAUUAAUCAAAAACAUUUUAAGAAGCACACGUAUACACGAUCAAAACGCAAAGUUAAUGUAGUAUUAUUUAAGACUUUUAUAAGAAGUAUGGUGUAUCUUAAUUAUGUACAUUUUAAUAUUUCCUCUUACAAUUAUACUAUGUAAUACAUUAAGGGACCACGUCCAUAUGCAGGAUAAGCUUUCACACCAGUUUCUUUGAUACGAUGGGAAAAUACAUUUUUCUCUCAAGAUAAUACACAUUAUACUGUAAUACAUUGUAUAAAAAGCAACGAUAUUAAUGUUUGAACAUUUUAUUUAUCAUAGUAUGUAUAUUGUAAAUUCAUAAAAAUUUAAAAUAAUUCGAUCAAAAUACUUAGAAUUUGCGUAACCUUACUUGUUUCUUCAAUCCUAAUUUAAAUAUUUCUACACAUCAAUUUUUUUUAGUAAGUAAAAUAAAAUAAAAACUAUUCAUUUGCUCAUCCUGGGCUGUAAAAUAAAAAAAGUUUGUUUUAGUAGAAAGUAAUCUCAAACCGAAUUAGAUUUUGUUGAACAUUUUGUAUGAAAAUAAAUCAAGUCACGCCAAAAUGACAUUUGUAACUUUUUAUGUAAACAUACUCUCUGAACGCAAAGCAAGUGUGUACCAAUAAUACGCCAAGGUUAGUUGUUUGAAACUUUUGCGUAUAUUUGGAUGUUUUAUACAAUUAGGUUUUUGAUAAAAAAAAGUAAAUAGAAUAUGGAUUGGUUUUAUUUGUAAACGAAAACUGUAGUGUAAAAUAUGUAGAAGUUGAGGUGUCAUGGUUUGGGAUGUGGAUUUUCCUGUGUUCGAUUUUAAUAACAAAGUAUCAUAGAUUAAAUGGUUCAAGUAAUCACCUUCCAUCUUAAGAAGGAUCCAUUAUGGGCUUAGUUUGUAUGCCACAUUCAUGCUUCCUAAUCAUGCUUUCUAGCAGCGAGUACAGAACAGUUCCCUUGGAUAAAUCGCGAUUCAAUGCCAUUGUAUAAGUUAUAGCCUACUAAAAACAUUUUUUAAUUAAAAUAUUUGGAAAAAAAAUAUUUUAAGAGACUGCCGAGUCUGGGGACAAACGAAUAACUCGGCUGAUAUAUACGGAUAAAAACAAUUAUACUUUGUUGGUAGUCAUUUUAUUUUAACUUUUCUAAAGCCUACAUAACUCGAGAUUAUUUGUGUCAGUGUGAUUUCAAAACUAAUUAGAGUACUGUAUAAUAACAUGCAACACAAACCGCCAAAAUUACUUAACAAUUUGCUUUGAUUAGUUCCUUUUGUCAUUGAGUGUGCCUUAAGUGGUCCAAGAGUAGGAGGUUAAACUGUCACAAUUAUUUCAUAGACAAAUGUAAUAUGCUUUCUCAGUGUAGAAAAUCUGUUCAUUAAUUUCUGCUUUCCUCAUUUUAAACUCUUUUGCUGUCUAAAAAAGUAAAUCUCACAUACCUUAUUUAUACUUAGACUAUUACGAUAUUUUACUACGAAUUUAUGUUUCACUGAGUCCUUUCCUUUAUUUAUUUUGGUUACACAAUAAGUUACCAUACAUGUUAUUUUAACAAUACAUAGAAUGAAAUAGUCUACGAGGAUUUAUAAAUACAAUCAACAUAACUAUCCAUGUAUGUUUGCUAUAUUGUUAAUUCUUCAACUUAAGAUUCUCGAGAGCAAGAUACGCUUAAUAAGGUUGGCAAAUUACCUAUUGUUCUGUAUGGAACCUUUAUUACGUGUUAAUUGUAAGAGUCAGUGUCAAAAUAAGUGUAACUUCUCUUAUUGAAUGAAAGUCUUACAAGACGAAGACCAAAGCGACUAUAUUCUUGUACAUAACCUUCGCCUGUAGCAAAAGGAUGCCUUAUGUACUAUACUAUACAAAGCUUUCUAAUACUACUAUAAGUACAAGGUUGUGACUGGUAGGCAUUAUGCCACAGAUGUAUUGUCUAUUCAAGUUAGAGAAUAAAUGUAAACA
Molecule: messenger RNA, 5468 nt
Organism: Macrosteles quadrilineatus (aster leafhopper)
Lineage: Eukaryota; Metazoa; Arthropoda; Insecta; Hemiptera; Cicadellidae
Gene: Gycalpha99B
Product: head-specific guanylate cyclase
Exons: 14
Coding region: 122-2140 (672 amino acids)
Biological process (GO): cGMP biosynthetic process; response to oxygen levels
Cellular component (GO): guanylate cyclase complex, soluble
Molecular function (GO): heme binding; guanylate cyclase activity
Source: RefSeq, a predicted model, not a curated record